Truncatella angustata is the source of this 4234-nucleotide messenger RNA. RefSeq names its product RNA dependent RNA polymerase-domain-containing protein. Gene Ontology annotation, molecular function: RNA-directed RNA polymerase activity. The transcript is spliced from 8 exons. The coding region runs from base 241 to 4011 and encodes 1256 amino acids. The record is from RefSeq and is a predicted model, not a curated record. Lineage: Eukaryota; Fungi; Ascomycota; Sordariomycetes; Amphisphaeriales; Sporocadaceae. Gene Ontology annotation, biological process: siRNA processing. Gene Ontology annotation, cellular component: nuclear RNA-directed RNA polymerase complex.
UAUCUUUCUGUGACCCCACGAUUAUCUGCCAGAUGCUGGCAGCCGAAAUCUAGAUACCUUAUUCCCUGAACUUAAACAGGGAACUUUUAUUUUCUUUAUUUGAAAUAGCAAAGAAAAGCGGUACUCCCACCAUUUCCACAAACUCGUCCUUUGGCUUGCCAGCACUGGCCCACCUGCCCAGCCUUACAGUUAUCACUGUAAUGCGUGUUUGCUCACAGCCUCAUCAAGUCAGCCAUCAAGAUGGACGUAUUCUUAAGGAAUCUUCCCGCUGAUAUCAAUAAUGGCAUGCUGAAGAAGACUCUCAGUCCCUUCGUCAGUGACCUUGGCAUCGGAGACUGGGCCUGUAACAAGCAACGGAACAAGACAUUCGGCACGGUCCAGUUUCUACACGUUUUGGAUGGUGAGAAGUUUCUUCGACAGCAUGGCGAAAUACAGACAGGCCUUUUCAACCACAAAGGACUGCCGCGAACGCGCGCACGAUUGACUGUUAUGGGUCAGCUGGUCUACUGUCGAAAGUCAAAUCAAGAAGCUGAUCCAUUCAUGAUCAAAACUCUCGAGAAGGAUGUCCAUGAUCGCAAGCUGCACGAGACUUUGCCUGAAGCGGCGCAGCAACUUGACGUGGUCUUCGGCGCAGCCCAGCUGUCCUGUGGUUAUUAUGACUACAACCAAGUAGGCCAACUGACUUUCUCACCAGAGGUGCAAUGGCCCCUUGAAUUCGGUUUAGCCAAGUUUUCCAGAGACCGACUCAUAGUCAGAUUCCAUUCGGAUGACUUGCACAGCAUCAGAGUUGAGAUGCCUUACCGCGCCGUUGAUGCCAUAUUGACAUCGACUAAUCCGACUUCCUUGACACUGACACUUUGGGAACCUCCUCGGAUUUUUCAGGUUGAGAAUUCCGACCUUUCCAGAGCUAUGAGAGGCUUGCGGAUCCACGGGCCUAUUGCACCGUCUCGAAGUCGGCUCGUGGAGAUCCCCCAUGGCAAUCGGAAUCAUGGAGACAUCAUCGGCCAAUGCUUGGUAUACCAAAUCCAGGCUUAUCCCGAAGAGUUUCUAUCCAAGGUCAAGAAGUUGCGUGAUAGCGAUCUUUUGACGUUGUCCCCCUACAACUUUCCUUCAAGACCUUUGGCCAACCAUACAUUUGCCGUAGGGUUGAAGACCUUCCGCAAUACCAUUCAGCAGCUCGUCACUUUGGUAAAAUUCGAAGUUCUGUUCCAGGUUCAGGCGCUUGUACAGAACGGUUACCUCCUGCCUUGGACAGCUCAGAAACUCCUCAUACGACUGUACAAGGAGUCGGCAAAGAACAAACCUACGGAGCGCAACGGCAAUGUCAGCGGCACAAUGACACAUCCAUCCAUUUCUGGACUGGCCAUCAAGAAGCUAUUCUCUACAAUUCCCUUUCCGGCACCUGAGAUCGAGUCUUCGACUUUCACGGUCGACGAUAUAAUGCAUUGCCUUGAAGAAUACGAGUCUGAGAUCCGCCUGGGACUCUCAGCUGAGUUGAUUUCUGAGAGAGCCAAGAAUAACCUCACGAUGAUUUACAAGAUUCAAGUUACACCAGCUUCUGUCAGUCUCCACGGCCCCGAACCGGACACGAAGAACCGUGUUUUGCGAAAGUUUGAGGAUAACAGCGAUUAUUUUGUCCGUGUCCAGUUCUGUGACGAAGAUGGUCAGGAUAUACAAUUUAAUGUGAAGGUCUCUAACGAGAUCGUGUACAAUCGCUUUCAGAGUCUGCUCGAUAAUGGCACCCAGGUUGGUGGUAGAAAGUACGAUUUCCUCGGAUUCUCCCAUUCAUCACUCCGGGCUCAUUCGGCCUGGCUCAUGGCACCAUUCAUACACAACCAGAGUAUGCAAACGUAUUUCAACGUCAUCGAUAUGUUAGGAGAUUUCAACAAAAUACAUUCUCCUGCUCGCUGUGCCGCCAGGAUCGGACAGGCGUUCUCCGAGACCCCGUUUGCUAUUUCAUUAAAAGAGCAUGGAAUCGAUAACCACGACACCACGGACAUUUACUCCAAGGAUGGUCGGCGCAACUUCACUGAUGGAGUGGGUUGGGUCUCCCAGGAGGUUGUGGAUGCCAUUCAAGCCGCAUUGCCACAAAAGAAAGAAGCAACCUGCUUCCAAAUCCGUUGGGGUGGCGCGAAGGGCAUGCUAGCCUUGGAUGCUCGGAAGACUGGCAAUGUCUUUGCUGUUCGUCCUUCCAUGGUAAAGUUUAGUAGCGACGCCAUUGAUAACCUGGAGAUCUGCGACUUGGCGAGCAAGCCUAUUCCCCUAGUCUUAAACCGUCAAAUGAUCAAGAUCCUAGAAGAUAUGGCUGUCCCGAAUGAUUGGUUUUUCCAGGAACAGGACAAGGAAGUGAACCGCUUGCGCCGGAUUACAGCGACCACGUUCAACACUGUUGCCUUUCUCAAGCGACAGAAGAUUGCAGAUCAGCUUGGACUGCCGCGAUUGAUUCGUCGCCUGGAUCAGCUUGAAAUUGACUACAAGAACGAUCGAUUUCUACGCUCUGUGGUUGAGGCAGUCAUUUUACGUGAGUUGCGUUUGCUCAAGCACAAAGCCAGGAUUCCCAUCGAGCAAGGGGUAACUCUGUUCGGCGUUGUCGACGAGACAGGGUUUCUCGAAGAAGGCGAGGUCUACAUCACCUUCGACCUGACAGACCUCAUUGAUACGGACUUUCUCUCACUGGAAGAAAAGGAGUUGAUUGUCACUAGAUCUCCUGCUUUGCACCCUGGAGAUAUCCAAUUAGCCACUAACAAGAUACCUCCUGCCGGUCAUUCGCUACGUAUGCUGAAGAACUGUAUCGUGUUCUCGCAGAAGGGCAGCAGAGACCUACCUUCACAGCUCAGUGGAGGCGACCUUGAUGGCGAUAUAUACCACGUGAUCUGGGAUGAAUAUGCCGUUUCCAAGUGCGGGCGAGUGUUUGCACCUGCAGAUUAUCCACGUGUCGAAGCCAGGGAGAUCGAUAGACAAGUAGAGAAGAAGGAUAUGACAGAGUUCUUUAUCGAGUUCAUGAAAAAUGACAAUCUUAGCUUGAUUGCCACGAGACACAUGAUCUUGGCCGACCAACGGCCCGCAGGAACUUUCGACGAAGAUUGCAAAAAGCUUGCACAACUGCAUUCGACAAGUGUUGAUUACUCAAAAUCAGGCGUUCCGGUUGAUUCGGAUACGCUCAGAGCCAUUAAACCCCCUCGCUAUCGACCCGACUUCCUCGCACCAGCCCCUCCUACUCACUUGAAGAAGGGAACCGAUAUCAUAUUUGAUGCUCCCACAAGACCAGCCGCAGACAAUGAUGACGAUGAAGAAGAAGAUUCAGGUCCUAGACAUCGCUACUACAAGUCAGAGAAAAUUCUUGGACAGCUGUAUCGUGCCAUUGACGAGAGCAAGAUCUGGAGUGACAACGUCCGUAUCAGCCGUAAGAAGGUUGACGAGUCCAGAGUAUGGGACUCAUUAAUGUCGCAUGUGGCAGAGCAAUGCGAACAGAAGCUUGGUGGUGUGGCCUGGACCGGUUGCCUCGAUGAAGCCCGGGACAUUCGUCGAACCUACGAAGAUGCUAUUUGUACAGCCUGUAUUGAUUACUCCGAAGAUGCCCACCGCUGCAUCACAGAGCUCGAAAUCUUCACGGGCAACAUCUUCAAUAAGUCGGGUGUACAAACCCGAAGACAGCGGGAUCGAUCUCUUAAGCUGAAGGAUCAUUUUGAUUGUAUUGCUACCUGGAUCGAAGGAUUGAUUCGAAAGCGUCCGAUAGCCGGUAUCUCUGAUGAGCAGAACGGCAAGUAUGGCAGUACCACUACUGAUGGUUCGAAGUCGACUUCCCUUCAGCUCAGCAUCGCGAGCCUUCAUGUCGGCUGUAUUCGAGAGCAAGGCCGCACAAACGGUGGAUGGGGCAAAAAGUCCGGUGGUGAGGACAAUCUUAGUUUCAAGAUUGUCGCAGCGUGCUGCGUGGUGAAAGAGCUUGACAUUGCAAUCAAGCAGGCAGAGAUCAAGGGUGGUGGUCAUGUUGGCACCAGCGACGGUUUAUGAUGAGAUGGCAUGUUAGCCACCGGGUCAUGGAUCAGGGAGGCAUUGUAAUGACAGGAGUGAGUCGUGUUAUUUUGUUCCAGCAAAGGGCGUCUCAAGGGGGGGAUAUAACUGUUUGCUUUUGCUUAUCUUGCACGAUAUUGUACUUUCUUCAGGAGUCGGACUUUUGCUUGGGUUGUCCACGGAACUCAUGUAUAUGUACCUGACCAUGGAAUGGUCGAACCAG